UCAGUCCAGUAACUCUGUGAUUGUGCAAUUUUAUUUGACAAAGGGAGCAAGUGAGCGAGAAAAGUGAUCUCUUGGCCAAUUCAUUGAUAAAGGUUACAAAAAUUGAAGAAAUAUGGAUCUUUUUCCAAAGGCUUCCAGUUCCAGAGGUAACACAGAUUGCAUACAUUUGGAUCUUUUUCCUGAAAUGCCCUGCGGACACAACCCUUCAAAUUCCACAGAUGGAAGAUGCCACAAGCCUUGUGGAGCGUUAUUGUCAUGUGGGUGUGUCUGCAAGGGAGACUGUGAUGCCUGUCACCAGGGCCGGGUACACAAGAUAUGUAAAGAGCCUUGUCAUAAACUUCUUAUUUGCGGACAUACUUGUGAAUUUCCAUGUAAAAUGCUCUGCCCACCUUGUCCACAAAAGUGCGAUACUAAGUGUUCACAUAAACAGUGUACUAGUGUGUGUGGCUCGCCUUGUGAACCAUGCCAGGAACCAUGCACAUGGGCUUGCCCCCAUUUGAAGUGUUCUCGGCCAUGCUCUGAAAUUUGCGACCGUGACAUAUGUGAGCAAGCCUGUUCUGUCUUUCUGAACUGUGGCCAUAAAUGCGUGGGUGUCUGUGGGGAGCUAUGUCCUCCCUGCAAGAUCUGCCACCCUGACAAAUACACAGUUAUCUUCCAUACAGAAGAGGAAAGCUCAAACGAUGCCAGGUGAUUUUCAUAUCUUUUGUUACACUUCAUG
Molecule: messenger RNA, 718 nt
Organism: Homalodisca vitripennis (glassy-winged sharpshooter)
Lineage: Eukaryota; Metazoa; Arthropoda; Insecta; Hemiptera; Cicadellidae
Product: NFX1-type zinc finger-containing protein 1-like
Exons: 6
Coding region: 113-691 (192 amino acids)
Source: RefSeq, a predicted model, not a curated record